ACAAUUUCUUAAUUUUUUUAAUCCAUAUCAAAUGCAAUUCCUACUUUUUAACAUAUUUUUCUAAUCUUUGGGCACUGCUUGAUUUCGUUUGUCAAAUGGUGCAUAAAUUAUCAUACCUGCUCUGUUAAUAUGUCAGGAAUCACUCAGCAAGACAUUGCAGGGCACAAGGGUACAAUUCGGAUUGGGGAUGUGCAGAUUGAUUCCGACAUGGGCAACUAUGAACCCUUCCUAGAUGCGACUCUUACUGAGGAUAACAACAUUACCACUGGCAAGAUGUAUCAGUCUAUGCUUGAAAAGAAGCGGAGAGGUGAAUACCUUAGCAAGACUGUCCAGGUGAUGGUACAAAAUCGCAAUGUUCAUAUAUCCAUUGAUUCUAAUUUUGUGUAGAUCUGUAUAUAUGUUCUAUUCUACUUUGUUUUAUCAUUUUGAAAGAUAUUCUAAUUUAACGAACCGAAUUUAGGAUUUAAGAGUCAAAGCUUGAUAGAUGAUGUGUGAAUGGGUUAGUAAAAAUCUAAACAUGUUCCUUCACAAUUACAAAGCUCUUGUAACUUAACAAAUGUUGAAUUUUCGAAUUGUUAACCAGCUUUUUCCUGUUGAGUUCUAAACUCUACUUGACAAUGACAUUCCCCAUGAUCAGGCAUGACAUUCCCCAACGAUAACUCUAGCUAGAUGCUUGUAACGCACAUUCCUCCCUGAAGUCCAAAAGCCAGAGUAGCCCCUACUCCGCUUUUCCCAGCCGCCCCUCAUCUGGAAAGUGUGAAGAAUCGGUACCCUUACAACUCCUCCUUCAAAAUCGGUAUCCUCAGAGUAACCUGUGCCUUCAAAAUCUUGCUCAUUCGCCCAUAUUCGCCCAUCCGUUCCUCGCUUUCUUUGUUCUAUUUAAUUAUGUUUUGGGGGAGUUGAUUUUUGAAAAGAAGAUCUUACAAACUGUGGCGUUGGGUCCCCAUGACCCUCUCUCUUCUCCGGAGGCAAAGGAGUCGGUUUCGAUUGAUGGCAAUUUCUCCUCCUCAAAAUUCUUUACUACUGUGGAUUUUGAUUACCUCAGCCAUGUGUCGCCUGCACAGGAUGCUACGUGGAGUCAAGGGUCUGACUCAGAAGAAAAUUUUGGGGAGUCGCCACAUCAGAAUUUGGCAUCCACCGAUCCAAUUGAAAGUGGUGAAGGCUUUUUGCAGAAACUAUUUUCGGUCAGUGAGGGGGAUUCGCCCAAGGUGUUCGAAGUAGACGAUAGUGUAGACGAAGAUGCGGCUGACCAAAGUAUUUUGAAGGAUCCUGUCGUAAAAAACAAGGUGCUCAAAUAUUGCAGAAGGAAAAGGUCGAGUCGGACCUCUGCUUAUGGGGAGAGCUCAGGUCGAUCCAGCGAAUUUUUGUCAAAAAUGAAAAUUUCGCUGCUGCCUUUAAAAAAAUCCCUAUUCCCCGGAAAGAGCUUGGGGUGGCGGGCAGUCUGCGGGGAGAGCAGGAAGAACAAACGGGCUUCGGUUAUUAUUAAUGAAGAUAAUCAGUUGGAACAUUAGAGGUCUGGGCAGCAGAAGGAAAAGGGUCCUUUUGAAGGAUUAUUUUCGCCGGGUUCGGGCUGACAUUAUUAUUUUACAAGAAACCAAAUGUGCCAGGGUAGACCGCAAGCUUGUGGCUAGCGUGUGGGGAAGCAAAUUCAAAGAAUGGGUUUAUGCUCCUGCACAAGGAAGCUCUGGGGGCAUCGUGGUGAUUUGGAACACCAAAGUUAUCUCAGUUGUUGAAUCUCUUGUUGGCGCAUUUUCGGUUUCCAUUAAAAUUAGAGAGCA
Messenger RNA from Malus domestica (apple), 1778 nucleotides. RefSeq lists its product as uncharacterized. Gene Ontology annotation, biological process: CTP biosynthetic process; pyrimidine nucleobase biosynthetic process. The record is from RefSeq and is a predicted model, not a curated record. Gene Ontology annotation, molecular function: identical protein binding; CTP synthase activity. Lineage: Eukaryota; Viridiplantae; Streptophyta; Magnoliopsida; Rosales; Rosaceae.